AUGAUGGCGCCCCGAAUUUGCAGUGCUGUCUGUGUCGGACUCAGUCGCAUUCAGAGCAGCUUCGCAUUCAGAGCAGCUUCGCAUUCAGAGCAGCUUCGCAUUCAGAGCAGCUUCGCAUUCAGAGCAGCUUCGCAUUCAGAGCAGCUUCGCAUCUCACCCUCGUCACUCUUUCGAAUUGUUCUCGCCGUCAUUGCGAUGAAGACCUCGGGCCUUUUCGCCCUCUCGGGCGCUGCCCUCUCGGGCGCUGCCCUCUUGCAAGGCGUUUCAGCUGCUUGCUGUCGCAGUAACAAGUGCUUGAAAGGCAUGUGCUCUCCCUUCCAUUUCCUUCCGGGUCCGAAUCUUGUGACCAACACCAUCGUCCUUGGCGGUCGCCCUCGCCGACGCCGGACUCGCCGAUUGUUCCGCAAACCUCGGCACCAUCACCGUGACUUCCACCGCGGCCGCAACUACCUCCACCGAAACGAGACAGCAUUGGCCGAAACCCUCUUCUACACCGAAACCGUCACUUCCACCGGACCGGUCCAAACGGAAACGGUCACGCGGACCAUGACUCAAACCCUCACUACCACCUCGACUGAGCUGGCCCCCGGCGUCACGUCAACUGCAACAAACUAUGUCGAGGAGCCGAGUAGCUUGAAGGUCAAGGCCCGUCGGACAGAUAUUGCUGCUCCCUCUGGCCUGCCUGAGUAUGCCCCGGCCAAUUGUGCCGACUGGGCCAAGUAUCUCAAGGCGUGCAAGUGCGUCGGCGUCGAGGAACCGUCUCUGCUGCCGUCGAGACUGAAACCGUGA
Messenger RNA from Sordaria macrospora k-hell, 789 nucleotides. The record is from RefSeq and is a predicted model, not a curated record. NCBI's taxonomy places the organism in Eukaryota, Fungi, Ascomycota, Sordariomycetes, Sordariales, Sordariaceae.